Molecule: messenger RNA, 867 nt
Organism: Cantharellus anzutake
Lineage: Eukaryota; Fungi; Basidiomycota; Agaricomycetes; Cantharellales; Hydnaceae
Product: h-sco1
Exons: 5
Coding region: 1-750 (249 amino acids)
Biological process (GO): mitochondrial respiratory chain complex IV assembly; intracellular copper ion homeostasis
Cellular component (GO): mitochondrial inner membrane
Molecular function (GO): copper ion binding; copper chaperone activity
Source: RefSeq, a predicted model, not a curated record
AUGGUAUUCGUUAGCAGCUCUUUUUCCAUUGCUCGCCGUUCCCUUCUCCGUCAUCGAGUUUUACAGAGGCAAGGGAUCCAUGGAGCUCAUGGAUUGCGCCAAUUUCAUGGGCCAUUCACGUGGAAAGCGGCAGCACUCUUCAUUGCCACUGGUGGUGGAUUGUGGUAUUACUUCACGACUGAGAAGGCGAAAAUGCUGGAAAAGAGACAACAAGAGUUAGCUACCGCGAGCUAUGGGAAAGCUAAAAUCGGUGGUCCUUUCUCUUUGAUAACGCAUGAAGGCAAGCGGUGCACAGAGAAAGACUUAAUGGGGCAUUGGAGUUUGCUUUACUUUGGGUUCACAAAUUGCCCCGACAUUUGCCCUGAUGAGCUUGAUAAGAUGGGUUCUGUUGUAGACUCUCUAGACAGAGAGUUUGGAAAGAUCGUGCAGCCGGUGUUUAUUUCUUGCGAUCCGAGACGGGAUACCGUUCAGCGGACGGCCGCAUAUGUUAAAGACUUCCAUCCUCGGUUAAUCGGGCUUACAGGAGACUACGAGGCCGUCAAAGCAACAUGCAAGGCGUUCCGGGUUUAUUUCUCGACACCACCCGACACAAAGCCUGGGGAUGAUUACCUUGUGGAUCACUCGAUCUUUUUUUACCUUAUGAAUCCAGCGGGAGAAUUCGUCGAUGCAUAUGGGAAAAGUCAAACAGCGGAGACGAUUCGGUCGAAAGUAGCAGAGGCUAUAAGUCAAUGGCAGACAUCCAGGGCAUAAUUAGUACACAGGGGAAUGGCUCCACGAUGUUGUAAUAAUGCGAGUGAUGUUUAGCUUUCUUCCCCACUCAACGCUUGGAGCUUCUGCUUCGACAGGGCUUUCAUUCGGCGUAUGUAG